AUGGAGGUUGGUGAGAGGAGGUUUUUGGGCCCUGAGUUCAUUAAGGAUACCUCUGAAAAGAUUGCUCUUAUUAAGGAUCGGAUGCAUACUGCUCAGAAUAGGCAGAAGAGUUAUGCAGACCGUCGUACUCAUGCUUUGGAAUUUCAGGUGGGAGAUCAGGUUUUACUCAAGGUGUCUCCUAGGAAAGGAGUAAUGCGCUUUGGGAAGAAAGGGAAGUUGAAAUUUCUUCGUGAUGAAAAUCGUUAUCAGCAUAUUGAUGUUGGUGAGAUUGAGUUGCAGCCGGAUGUAACCUAUGUGGAACCACCGUAUCGUAUUAUUGACCGUAGGGAUCAGAUUCUUCGUAAUAAGGUCAUCCCUUUGGUAACUGGUGAAACUGUUUGA
Cornus florida is the source of this 381-nucleotide messenger RNA. RefSeq lists its product as uncharacterized. Bases 1 to 381 code for a protein of 126 amino acids. NCBI's taxonomy places the organism in Eukaryota, Viridiplantae, Streptophyta, Magnoliopsida, Cornales, Cornaceae. The transcript has 3 exons. The record is from RefSeq and is a predicted model, not a curated record.